UAGUAUCUUUUUCUGGGUUGGCAACAUCUAACAACUCCAUUAGUUUAAGUAAAAUAUAUACUCUGGUUGCCAGUCUCUGUCUCUAGAGCCUGCUUCCACCGAUCUCUAUGAAAUCUUACUUAUUUCCAAUCCAAAUCACUUACCCUCAAACAUCAAAUCUUUCCUUAUUUCUGAAUCAUUUGAUGCUCACAAUCAGUUCCCAAGCUUAUAACAAUUGUUCUUUACAUCUAUUUUGGUGGUUUGAAAUUUGAACAUUGAAGAUUUUCAUGCAAUAGAAGUUUAAUUGCUGAUGCGAUUUGAGUUUUGGUUAAAUGGGUAUGUGGAGUUUGAUGUUUUAAAGUAGUAAUUUGUGAUUUGAAUGGUGAUGAAAUGGUAGUAGGAAUCUGGGUGGAGUUAGAUAGUGAUUUGAGAUUGGAAUGAAGAGCUUUUUGAACUCUUUGGUUUUGAUAAUGUGCUCUUCUGUUGAGUAUUUUUGUGCCUUUUUUAGAUCAUGAAAAUUUUGAGUAGGAACACAUCUUCUAGUAAGAGUACUUCUAAUGGGAAGAAUGCUGCUCCCAUUCGUAGUCCAAGGGUUAUUCUCCAUAGAAACAUCUCGAAUGGACUUCGUCGAGAUAAUCUGGCAUCCAGGAAUCUGCUUAUUCUUAUCUACAUUGGACCCUUGAUUAUCUUUUGCUUAGGAAUAACUUGUGGGUAUCUCUAUAUUUUCCCUAAUCUUGAGCAAGCAUUUUAUCAAGAUGCGGCUUCCUCGAGAGUGUGUGAUUUCUUUGAUGGGAGUUGGGUAUUGGAUGAUAGGUAUCCUCUAUACAACUCUUCUGAGUGUCCUUUUACUGAACAAGGUUUCAAUUGCUUGGAUAAUGGGAGGAAGGAUAAAAAUUACCUUAAAUGGAGAUGGAAGCCUAAAAAUUGCGAUAUUCCGAUAUUCAAUGCUUCAAGGACAUUGAAAAGGCUUCAAGGUAAAAGGAUUGUGUUCGUAGGAGAUUCUAUGAGUAGGACACAAUGGGAGUCUCUUGUAUGCCUGCUUAUGACCGGAGUGGAAGACAAGAGAAGUGUUUAUGAAGUUAAGGGACGGAACAUUACGAAAACCACAAGACACUUGGCUGUUCGCUUUCGUUCCUUGAACUUAUCCGUGGAGUUCUACCGCUCAGUGUUCCUGGUCCAACCAGGUAUGGUACCGAAGCAUUCGCCAAAGAGAGUCAAGUCAACGCUCAAGCUAGACGUAUUGGAUGAUAUUAGUAAGGAAUGGGUUGAUUCUGAUGCUUUAAUAUUUAAUUCAGGACAUUGGUGGAUACCAUCGAAAUUAUAUGAAGCGGGUUGCUAUUUUCAGUUAGGUGGUUCACUGAAGCUUGGGGAAUCAAUUACUUCUGCCUACAAAAAAGCUAUGUCCACCUGGGCUUCUUGGGUGGAAGCUUUAGUGAAUUCAAAUAAAACGCAUGUUUUCUUCCGUACUUUUGAACCAUCUCACUGGAGUAAACAGUCCAGGACACAUUGCAAGGUGAUUCAAGUUCCAGAAUCAGAUGAUGAUAAUAUUCAACAGAGCCCAUUCUCAGAUAUUGUAACUGAUAUAGUAAAGAGGAUGAACAUUCCUGUCACUAUGUUGCAGAUCACUUCCAUGUCGGCUUCUAGGGGUGAUGCACAUGUUGGUAACUGGAGUGACCAUAAAUCUUUUACCGACUGUAGCCACUGGUGUCUGCCUGGAGUACCUGACUUUUGGAAUGAAAUUUUACUACAUUACCUUUUCUUGCACUAGGGCUGGUAUAACUUGAAGAAGUGACGACAAUUGUAUCGGUAUGAAAUUCAAGUUUUUUUCUUCUGUUGUGCGAUUUGUGUGCAUGAUGAGUAGCAUUGAGUUUAAGAGAUUCGUCAAUGUAUUCUUUCGUCCACAUUGAAUCAUCUGUUGUAUGUAGAGAAUUGUGAAAAUUAUUUGUUCAUCUGCAAAGAAUGUGAAAGUUCCAAAAUUAUUUGAUUUUUGCUCUUCAGAAUACAUUUCUGCACUAAAAAAAUGCUUGCAUUGAUCAACAUUUUUGAAGGUCAAGGAAACGAGAAAAUGAAAUUCAAUAUUUCUGAAUGUUUGAGAUACAAAUUUAAAACAAUUGUAUGUCUAGUAAAUGUGUUAAAGUGAAAGGCUUAAGGAUGUGUUUUGAUGAAGAACAAGUCAAGAACACAAGAAAAACCGAGCAACAAUAGUUAAGAACAAGAAGUAAAAUUAACCGCAUUCCUUUAGUCCUCUCUUUUCAAAGAGUACGUGUAUGGAUUGUUUGUUACCUUUCUUUAUCCAAAUGUUGUUUUCGAGCGGAAGGGAUAAUGAUGAUUUUGUUUCAUAAUUUACUGUAAAAAAUAUUAUUUAUUUAAUUAAUCAUAACUCUAAGAACGUUUGUUAGAUGUUGCCUGAAACUUUUAGUAACUAAUUUUAAACAGGAAAAGAAAUAUAAUUCUCCAACAUUUGACAAUUACUGUCCAAUGUUUUAGCAAAAUAUUUGACUAAGAAUAGUUUACAAUAGAUUAUACAUGCCAAAAUUGGAAAUUUGACAUUUCAAAAAUCUUAGCAAUACCUUUUACCAACUAAUUUUCACACUUAAACCCUAUUUAUUAGGGAUGCAGGCGGGGUGGGUCUAAUAGGAGACCCGCCCCAUUGAGGCGGGGAUGGGUCCCGGUUUGAUAGGUCAUGGGGUGGGUACGGGCAUA
This is a messenger RNA of Amaranthus tricolor (Joseph's coat), 2682 nucleotides long. RefSeq names its product protein trichome berefringence-like 7. Lineage: Eukaryota; Viridiplantae; Streptophyta; Magnoliopsida; Caryophyllales; Amaranthaceae. Gene Ontology annotation, molecular function: O-acetyltransferase activity. The record is from RefSeq and is a predicted model, not a curated record. The coding region runs from base 491 to 1747 and encodes 418 amino acids. Gene Ontology annotation, cellular component: Golgi apparatus. The transcript has 5 exons.